Acaulospora morrowiae is the source of this 150-nucleotide messenger RNA. The record is from the annotation of a GenBank genome assembly. NCBI's taxonomy places the organism in Eukaryota, Fungi, Glomeromycota, Glomeromycetes, Diversisporales, Acaulosporaceae.
AUGCUUUUACUACCAAACCGUCGUGGUUCCUUAAUCAUAAAAGCAGAUGCUCCUUUUCCACCCAUCAUUCCUGCGUUAUAUUCACUUUAUCAUGAUUUUGUGAAAGACCUUAAAGAGUCUAUUGUUAAGGAUGUUAAAAGUAUGGUUUAG